CGCUCCCGUCUCUCUCUUCGGUAUGGAAGCACACAAUAAUGUUCUCCCCCCUCGCUACGCGCUCGAUCCAGCGCUCGCCGGGGCGCGUCCGUAGCCUCAGGUGUCUGUCCACCGCCUCUCCUCCCGCCCGGCCCAAGGUCAUCUUCUCUGGCAUCCAGCCCACCGGCGUCCCGCACCUGGGCAACUACCUAGGCGCCCUGCAGCAGUGGACCAAGCUCCAGAAUGAAGCUGCGCCUGAGGAUACCUUGAUCUACUCCAUUGUCGACUUGCAUGCCAUCACCAAUACUCAGAGUCCCCAUAAGCUGCGCCAAUGCCGGACGGAAAUGAUGGCGAGCUUGUUGGCCAUAGGGCUGGAUCCCAAACGCUCCACCAUUUUCCAGCAGUCGGCAGUGCCUGCGCAUUCGGAGCUGAUGUGGAUUCUCAGCACCCAGGCCUCCGUGGGCUACCUCUCGCGCAUGACGCAGUGGAAGAGCAAACUGUCGCUGCCUGAAAACGCCUCACCUCUCGAUCCGACUACGAAGGCACCGCUGAAACUCGGCCUAUUCUCUUACCCUGUCCUCCAGGCCGCCGACAUUCUUAUACACCGUGCUACCCAUGUCCCGGUGGGUGAAGACCAGCUCCAGCACCUAGAGUUUGCUCGUGAAUGCGCCCGCACAUUUAAUUUCAAAUUCCGCGGCAGACCCCUAGUCAUGCCUCGCACCAUCCUUUCCCCGGCGAAGCGUGUGAUGUCCCUUGCUGAUCCCACGAAGAAAAUGUCCAAAUCGGACAGUCUUCUCAAUUCGCGCAUUUUAAUCACUGAUACCGAAGACGAGAUCUGGCAGAAGAUUAGAAGUGCAAAGACGGACAGCAUCAAAGGCGUCACUUACGACCCUGAGGCUCGGCCAGGUGUAUCCAACCUGGUUGAGAUACUGUUUAAUCUUGAUAACUGCGGCGCGAGCUCCUGCGAAGAGCUGGCGAACCACAUGAAAGACUAUACGCUCUUGUCUUUGAAGCAGCAUGUUAACGAUGUUGUAAAUGCAGAGCUCGAGCCAAUCAGGAGCAAGUAUAACGAGUUGAUAAGCAAGGACCAAGGGAAAGCGUUGGCCGAAAUUGCUCACGAGGGCGCACAAAAGGCCUCUGCGAGUGCAGCUGCCACAAUGAAGAUCGUGAAAGAAGCAAUCGGCCUUGACUGAGGGUAGGAUUGUCCAAGUAUCAAAAUAGGUAGAAGGUAAAUUUAGAUCUUCAGGAUUUCCUAACUUGUACAAAUGAGAGC
Messenger RNA from Aplosporella prunicola CBS 121167, 1252 nucleotides. RefSeq lists its product as uncharacterized. The transcript is spliced from 5 exons. The record is from RefSeq and is a predicted model, not a curated record. NCBI's taxonomy places the organism in Eukaryota, Fungi, Ascomycota, Dothideomycetes, Botryosphaeriales, Aplosporellaceae. The coding region runs from base 39 to 1172 and encodes 377 amino acids. Gene Ontology annotation, biological process: mitochondrial tryptophanyl-tRNA aminoacylation. Gene Ontology annotation, cellular component: mitochondrion; mitochondrial matrix. Gene Ontology annotation, molecular function: tryptophan-tRNA ligase activity; ATP binding.